This is a messenger RNA of Uloborus diversus, 1075 nucleotides long. RefSeq names its product cysteine-rich venom protein LEI1-like. The transcript is spliced from 8 exons. The coding region runs from base 176 to 970 and encodes 264 amino acids. The record is from RefSeq and is a predicted model, not a curated record. Gene Ontology annotation, cellular component: extracellular region. NCBI's taxonomy places the organism in Eukaryota, Metazoa, Arthropoda, Arachnida, Araneae, Uloboridae.
CCGAAUGACGCUUCUGGGUCAUUGAGCCCACGAGAAACACCCCUUUCGAGCUGAUGAUUUAAUUACUCUAUCGAAAAGGCACUUCUCACAUCCUUUCGUUGGAAGACAACUGAUUCUCAAACAGACAAAUUUCGAGAAAAGAAAAAAAAAGAAGAGCCAGGCCCCUGAAUCGAAGAUGAGGUGCUGCUGCCUAUUACUUGGAGGAGUGGUCGUGAUUGCGGGAAUAGCCUGGGCCAUUCCGAAGCUGUCACGUCCAAAACUUUAUGGAUCUGCGAUCCCUCCGAGGGAGCUGGAUCCAUCUUUCAACGCCACGAAGCGGAAGAUCCUUCUGAUCCACAACUUCUUCCGGUCCAGGGUAGAGCCAACAGCUGCCGACAUGCUCGAAAUGACUUGGCACGACGAGGCUGCUUCUGAUGCACAGCGCUGGGCCGAAUCUUGUCAACUGUUGGUCCACGACAACCUGACGGGCAGAUGGACAGACGACUUUGGUUCCUGCGGCCAGAAUAUCUUCGUGGCCAAUGUCCAAGUGCCGUGGUUUUUCGCUGCCAAGGUCUGGUUCCUGGAAAAAGUCAACUUCACCUACGGAGAGGAUCUCAACGAUCCGAAUGUCGUCGGCCACUACACGCAGAUGGUGUGGCAUAGCACUCACCGUGUGGGGUGCGGCUUCAACUACUGUGAAGCAGACAACAGCACUAUUUUCCCCUACUAUAGCUACGUCUGCAACUACUGCCCUAUAGGAAACCACCCAGAAAGAUUCGAUCGGCCCUACACCAACGGAACAGCUUGCUCAAAAUGCGAAGAUCACUGCAAAUUCAACAAACUUUGUACAAAUGGUUGUCCAUAUGCAGAUUUCUGGUCCAACUGUGCAGAAUUGAAUGCUACAUGGAGCAACUGGCUGUGUGACGACCCAACAACGGACAGAUAUAGGGCAUGUCGAUCCACUUGCGCUUGUUCUGGAACCAUCCGCUGAAGAGAUGAAGAGAAACUGUUCAUUCAUUAAAAGUGUCACAAUGCUGUCUAUUGAUCUUUGUCAAUUCUUACGUACAUUUAUACAAAAAGAAAAUGUGCAUCUUAC